AUGGCCAUCAAAUCACUUCAGAUUCGCGUCUCUAUCGACAGAGGCGGUACCUUCACUGAUGUCCACGCCGCGACACCUGGACGAGAAGAUAUCAUCCUGAAGCUUCUCUCGGUGGAUCCUGCCAACUACCAAGAUGCACCGACGGAAGGUAUCAGACGGAUCUUGGAGUUGGCUACAGGUCACCCGCAUCCCAGAGGCCAACUCCUGGACCUCUUCCACAUCGCAAACAUCAAGAUGGGCACAACUGUUGCAACCAACGCAUUGUUAGAAAGGAAGGGUGCCAGAUCUGCCCUGCUCAUCACGAAAGGUUUCAAGGAUCUGCUUCUCAUCGGCAAUCAAUCACGGCCAAACAUCUUCGAUCUGUCAGCAGCGAAACCUGAUGUCCUUUACGAGCAUGUAAUCGAGGUCGACGAGCGCGUGACUAUGGAAGACUAUACGGAAAAUCCGAAUCCUGAGACGGUCAAGCUGGAUGGUUCAGAUCCUGACAUCGAGGAGGCGGUCACUGGCGAACGUAUCCGUAUACUGCAACGACCAGACCCAGAGGCCAUGUUGGACACGCUCGAACAACUAUGGGAUCAAGGAUACCGCUCGAUUUCCAUCGUCUUCCUCCAUUCUUACGCAUAUCCCGCUCACGAGAACCUUGUUGGCAACUUGGCUGUUUCAAUGGGCUUCUCAGUGUCGCUCUCCAGCGCGUUACAGCCUAUGAUCAAGGCUGUUCCCAGAGGAAUGAGUGCUACAGCAGAUGCGUACCUCACACCAGUCAUCAAGCAAUACAUCAGUUCAAUCUCAGAUAACUUCAGAGGUGGGCUUGGAGCUCAGAACACCCGUUGCGAGUUCAUGCAAUCGGAUGGUGGACUUGUUGACUUCCGCAGGUUUGGCGGUCUCAAGGGCAUUCUGUCUGGUCCGGCUGGCGGUGUUGUUGGCUAUGCUCAGACAUCAUGGGACGAUGACGAACGCCGACCUAUUAUUGGUUUCGACAUGGGUGGUACAAGCACAGACGUUUCGCGUUAUGCGGGUGUCUACGAGCACGUCUUCGAGACCACAACCGCAGGAGUUUCUAUCCAAUCACCUCAACUGGACAUCAACACUGUCGCAGCAGGAGGAGGUUCUAUCCUUACAUGGAAGAAUGGUCUGUUCCACGUUGGUCCUGAGUCUGCUUCUGCUCACCCUGGUCCUGCCUGCUAUCGUAAGGGAGGACCUUUGACCGUGACUGAUGCCAACUUGUUCUUGGGAAGGUUAUUACCAGACUAUNUUCCCAAGAUCUUCGGCCCCAAGGAAGACCAACCGCUCGACCGCGACAUCACAGCACGAAAGUUCUUGACGCUGACUGAGGAGAUCAACCAACAACAGCGUCAAGACGGUGCCGUCACAUUCUCGCCCGAAGAAGUUGCUCUAGGUUUCUUGAAUGUUGCCAAUGAGGGUAUGGCAAGACCUAUCAGAGGCUUGACAGAAGCCAGAGGCCAUGACACUGCUGCACACCACUUGGCUUGUUUCGGUGGUGCUGGCGGACAACAUGCCUGCUCUGUGGCGAAGGUUCUUGGCAUCUCAAGGAUCAUCAUUCACAAGUAUUCAUCAAUCUUAUCCGCAUACGGAAUGAGCCUGGCAGACGUUGUGCAUGAGAUCCAAAAGCCAGCAGCCAUGACCUACUCCUCAAAAACUCAGCAAAUCAUUCAGAAGCAGCUCGAAGAUCUCGCUGUCAAGGCAUCAAUCGAGCUGAAAGAGCAAGGGUUCACCGAUGAGGACAUCACUUAUGAGACCUUCUUGAAUCUUCGUUAUGCCGGCUCAAGCAGUUCUCUCAUGGUGCUCAAGGGUGCUAAUUGGGACUUCCAAUCGGCAUUCGAGGAAAGACAUCAGCGCGAAUUUGGCUUCCUCUUCCAAGAAAAGCCCAUUCUGGUCGACGACUUUCGCGUCAGAGCAAUUGGUGCUGCGCAUGAGAGGAUUGCCGCAAGUCCAUACGCACAGCUGACACAAGCCGCUUCUCUCAGUGUUCCCGAAGCCGUACCCAACGCUUCAAAUCGUGUGUACUGUGAGGGCAAAGGAUACCUGGAAACUCCAACCUAUGAGCUACCUACUAUCGCUGUCGGCAGCAGAAUCCCCGGUCCGGCCUUGAUCAUUGACAAGACUCAGACUAUAGUGGUCCUUCCCAACGCUAUCGCAAACGUGCUCGAAAGCUGUGUGGUGAUCGAUCAGGAAACAUCCACUAUGACUGUCGACAAAGCUCUUGUGAACGAUGAGCUCAGUCCCAUCCAGCUUUCCAUCUUCGGCCACCGCUUUAUGUCUAUCGCUGAGCAGAUGGGCAGAACACUUCAAAAGACGUCUGUAUCUACCAACAUCAAGGAGAGACUCGACUUUUCUUGCGCGCUAUUUUCCAACGAUGGUGGUUUGGUAGCCAACGCACCUCAUGUUCCUGUCCAUCUUGGCAGUAUGCAAUUCGCAGUCAAGUACCAACACAAUCUGUGGAAGGGGAAGCUGAAGGACGGCGAUGUACUUGUGUCCAACCAUCCUUCGUCUGGCGGAACCCAUCUGCCUGAUAUCACUGUCAUCACUCCCGUCUUUGACGGACAGGAUAUUGCUUUCUACGUGGCUUCUAGAGGCCACCAUGCUGAUAUUGGUGGUAUACUUCCAGGCUCAAUGCCCCCAACAAGUACUCAGCUGUACAUGGAAGGUGCUGCUAUUGAGUCACUAAAGAUUGUUGAGGAAGGCAGAUUCAAUGAGGAAGCGAUCACAAAGCUACUUCUCGAGGAUCCCGCACAAUAUGACGGCUGCUCGGGCACCAGAUGUCUGAAGGACAACAUCUCAGACCUGAAAGCACAAAUCGCCGCCAACAAACGUGGUAUUACACUGAUCCAAGGACUGAUCCACGAGUUCGGCCUGGCCACCGUUCAUCGCUACAUGUAUGCCAUCCAAAGAGCAAGCGAUAUCGCCGUGCGAGAACUGCUCAAGCAAAAGUACGAAGAGUUUGGCAAGAAGCCUCUGAAGGCAGUCGAUUACAUGGAUGACGGAACAUCGAUCGCUCUAGAGAUCACAAUCAACCCUACAAACGGAUCUGCCGUUUUCGACUUUUCGGGCACGGGUCCUCAGGUCUACGGCAACACCAACGCACCGGUCGCAAUCACAAACUCAGCAAUCAUCUACUGUCUCCGCGCGCUCAUCUCCUCCGACAUUCCUCUCAAUCAAGGCUGCCUAAAUCCGGUCGACAUCAAGAUCCCUGAAAACUCGUUGCUGAGUCCAGCAAAAGGCGCAGGUGUCGUCGGUGGCAACGUUCUCACUUCUCAACGCAUCACCGACGUCGUGCUCCUCGCCUUCCGCGCGUGCGCCGCCAGUCAAGGCUGCUGCAACAAUCUCACCUUUGGCACAGGCGGCAAAGACGAGAAAGGCAACCAUGUCAAUGGUUUCGGCUACUACGAGACCAUUGCUGGCGGCUCUGGUGCAGGACCCACCUGGCAAGGGCAAAGUGGUGUUCAUACGCACAUGACCAACACCCGCAUCACCGACCCCGAAGUGUUCGAAAAGCGCUAUCCUUGCAUCUUACGACAGUUUGGUUUGCGCGAAGGCUCAGGAGGCAAAGGCAAACACAUGGGCGGUGAAGGCACAAUCCGGGACAUCGAGUUCCGCAUGCCAGUUCAAUGUUCCAUCCUCUCUGAGCGACGCAGCCGUCAACCAUAUGGCCUUGAAGGUGGUGAAGCUGGCGCAUCAGGCCUCAAUCUAGUGAUCAAGAGGGACGAGUAUUCUGAAGAGAAGAGAGUGGUAAAUCUGGGUGCUAAAGGCACUAUCAAGCUUGGAGAAGGUGAUAGAAUCAUCAUCAAUUCUCCUGGCGGCGGUGGAUGGGGAUCUGUGCAAGAAGAUGGCCUUGCAGAUAGCAUGGCGAGAGAAAAGACACAGGCCAAGAUCUUGGCGGGCGGGUCGGUGAAUGCUUACAAGGCUAGGCAAGAGACGAAUUAG
Aureobasidium vineae is the source of this 3942-nucleotide messenger RNA. The record is from the annotation of a GenBank genome assembly. NCBI's taxonomy places the organism in Eukaryota, Fungi, Ascomycota, Dothideomycetes, Dothideales, Saccotheciaceae.